Messenger RNA from Diorhabda sublineata, 3094 nucleotides. Its product is annotated as N-alpha-acetyltransferase 60. Gene Ontology annotation, cellular component: Golgi membrane. Gene Ontology annotation, molecular function: protein-N-terminal amino-acid acetyltransferase activity; histone acetyltransferase activity. The transcript has 5 exons. The record is from RefSeq and is a predicted model, not a curated record. NCBI's taxonomy places the organism in Eukaryota, Metazoa, Arthropoda, Insecta, Coleoptera, Chrysomelidae. Gene Ontology annotation, biological process: N-terminal peptidyl-methionine acetylation. The coding region runs from base 149 to 922 and encodes 257 amino acids.
AAAGAAUGAACUGACAGUUGGCAACUGUCAAUUUUAGGCUACUUAAUUUAAUAUCAAAAUAGUUAUUAUGACAAAAUAUUAUCAAUCAUCAAAAUUUUUCUGUUUAAUAAUGGAAGAAAAAUUUAAUUACGUUCGGUAGGUGUAUUAAAUGAUGUCACAAAUGGCAGACAUUAACUGGUACCAAUCUAAUGGGAAAUGUUCUAAUGGGUCGUCUAACAACGAAAAAAUGAUUUCAUUAUACUCUUUAGCUGACGUACAAUUAAGGUUUUUAUGUCCCGACGACUUGGACGAAGUUAGAGCCCUUUGUCAAGAAUGGUUUCCCAUUGAGUACCCUUUUUAUUGGUAUGAACAAAUUACUUCUGGUAAUGGAAAAUUUUAUUCGCUGGCCGCCGUCUACGAUCAACAAAUCAUCGGUCUCAUUGUCGCCAAAAUUAAACCCUAUACGAAUUUAAAUGAAGAAGACAAAGGAAUCCUUGCGAAAUCAUUGUCUGAUUGUGAUAUAGCAUACAUUUUAUCACUUGGAGUAUUAAAAGAAUAUCGAAGGAAUGGAAUUGCGUCUCUGUUGUUAGAUUCAUUGCUUAAACAUCUCAUAACACCGGAACGAAAAAGAGUCAAAGCCGUGUUCUUGCAUGUAUUGACAACGAAUUCAGCUGCCAUUUUGUUUUACGAACAGAAAAAAUUUAGAUUACAUAGUUUUUUACCUUAUUACUAUUCUAUUAAAGGAAAAUGUAAAGAUGGUUUUAUGUAUGUGUUAUACAUAAACGGAGGACAUCCGCCUUGGACUAUAUACGAUUAUAUACAAUUUAUGUGUAGCAAAGUUAUGAAUGGCGUUGGUCUUUUUCCUUGGAUGGUGCUACAGCUAAAUAGGGCGCUGCAUUGGGUAUGGAAAGAAGAUAAACGAGAUUCGCAAGGGAAUCACUAGAGAAAUUGAAAAAAACUAGUCCUGAACGCGCACUAUGCGCCGAAAAAUCGAAUAUUUUCGGUACAUUUUGUGUAAAAACGAUUUGUUAUAAAGUUUUUGUACGAGAUAUUUAUAUAAAGUUAGUUUUAUAUUUUCGUUAUUUAAUUUUAUAAAUAUUCUUUAGGUUUAUCGAUUUUGGAUUCGUUUUAGUAAAUUUGAGGUUAUGUAUCAAUCAGUAUUAUGCUAAAAAUACCGAAAAAUUCACGUUUGAAAAACGUAAAAUUGAUUGUGAUGUUUAACUAAUUGAAUUCGCGCCAAUAGCUCGUCAUAUCUAAAGCGGGUUCUACACUCGCCGGCGAACAGAUUCGUUAGACGAUCGUUUUUAUGCUCGUCGCGAAUAACUGCGAACAAACAGCGAAUAUUCGCAAGCGAGCGAAACGGAACGCGAUCCGAUGCCGGCGACGCGGGUGCAAAACCCGCUUAAGAUCAUAAUCCGUAAAAAAAUAUUUGAAGAAUCACUUUUUUCAAAAUAUCUCGAAAACGCGGAAAGUUAUAAAAAAAAGUUUCAAACGAAAAAUGUAGGUUAUAAAAUUAUCUAUAAAAUCGUUCUCGAUCAUUUUCGACGUAUCUGCAAUAAAAACCGAGAUAUUCGCAAAAAACUGUUAUAACGGAACUCGACAUCAUGUUGAGAAUGUGAAUUUGAGAGUUUUAAUUUGUGGAAUUGUGGCGAUCAAACACCACUCUUUUCAAAAUAUAUUCCGAGCUUUCGAAUAUUGAGUAUCCAUCAUCGGGGACUACAAUUAUAGUUAAAAUUUCAGUCAAAUUGAUGAUUUCAAUAGGUUUUAAAAAGGAAACAUAAUUUUAAGACACGAUACUCUAUUUUGAUGUACUUUUAUAAAUAUUUUUACUUGUUACUUUGGUUAUAAUACAAAAAUAUUCGAAAGCUCGGAAUAUAUAUUGAAGAGUACACUUCAGUGUUUGAUUUGCCACAAUCUCACUAAAACUAGUUGACAGAAGACAUAACAGAUGCUAAUUAUUUGGUAAUAUCGCUCUCAGUUAUGCAAUUUUUUAUAUAAGAAUCAUAAAAAAUGCCACCAAUUACUUUAUAUGUUAUAUAAUGUACAAAAAACUGCAACCUCACAACAAUAUUCAUAAACCAAAGGUUUUUUUUUUAAUUUUCAUAAUUUUAUUGUAAUUUAUUAUAUUAUUUAUGCAUAGGGUGUACUAAACUGAUUUGAAUUUAAGGUUAUUUUUUUUUUGGAAUACAUAUUUUAAAGUUAGAACACACUAUGCGGUAUUUGUUAUUACAUUCAGCAGAAUAUACGAUAAAUUAAUAAAUAACUUGAUUCGUUUAUAUCCAGCAGAUGAUAUUUCACCCUAGACUGCAACCAGCAUCUUGAUCCACCUGGACAAAGUCAGAAAAACACACACCGCUGAUGUGAACCAGUGGUAGUAUAACCGGUUCUUCAUUAUUAACCGAAAUGUUGUUACAUCGGUGUUGUUUUGUAUACAGAAUGUUUAUAGUGUCUCAAAUGCAGCUUUUCUUUCUCUCAAUUAUAACCAGCAGAUGAUAAUCCACCCCAGACUGCAACCAACAUCUUCAUCCACCUGGACAAAAUCAGAAAAACACACACCGCUGAUGUGAACCAGUGGUGGUAUAACCGGUUCGUCAUUUUUUGUAAUUAUUAACCGAAAUGUUGUUUAAUCGGUGUUGUUUUGUAUACAGAAUGUUUAUAGUGUCUCAAAUGCAGAUUUUCUUUCUCUCAAUUAUAUCCAGCAGAUGAAAUUUCACCCCAGACAGCACCCACUUGGAUAAAGUCUGAAAAACACACACCGCUGAUGUGUACCAGUGGUAGUAUAACCGGUUCUUCAUCUUUCGUAAUUAUUGGCUAAUUCUGCUGUGCUUUUGUUAUGAAUCGAGAUGUUUCAAAGCAGUGGACAAUCGUUGGGGGUGUUACACCCCUCCAUUAAUCAUUUUUAUUGAACUAAACUAGUUCUAUAUAAUGUGAUAUAUUUAUUUUUCCGAUCGUUGUUCUGCUGAAUAUCGAGUGUUUGUAUUUUGAGUUUUUAAACGAUUUAGAUAAUCAAAUUUUGACAGGGAUACUACCGUUUGUAAAUUCUUUAAAGGAUUAUUGUAUGAACACUUUCUCAGGUAAGGAUAUUCAACAAAUAAAUGCCUUAUGUAUCCGGAAA